UAUCCGACUCCUCCCCAACCGUAGCCUAUGGUAAAGAUGGCGUCCAUCAUGGAGGGGCCGCUUAGCAAGUGGACUAACGUCAUGAAAGGUUGGCAGUAUCGGUGGUUUGUGCUGGACUACAACGCCGGCUUGCUGUCAUACUACACGUCAAAGGACAAGAUGAUGCGAGGAUCCAGAAGAGGCUGUGUGCGACUCAGGGGAGCUGUGAUCGGCAUUGAUGACGAGGACGACAGCACAUUCACCAUCACUGUGGACCAGAAGACUUUCCAUUUCCAAGGUGCUUGAGUGAGCGACUGCCUGACAUCACCAGGUUCUUGUCUGAUGGAGAGGAUGAGAGCCCGAGAUGCAGAUGAGCGGGAGAAGUGGAUCCACGCCUUAGAGGGAACCAUCCUCCGUCACACCCUCCAGCUCAGAGAGGCUGAGACAGGAUUUGUUCCGAGUGUUCAAGACUUUGAUAAGAAGCUCGCUGAAGCGGACGCCUACCUACAGAUUCUGAUUGACCAGUUAAAGCUGUUUGAUGAGAAGAUCAAGGACUGCAAAGAGGAUGAGUCACGCAGAAAAAUUGAAAAUUUGAAAGAGACUACUUGUAGUAUGGUAGAGUCCAUCAAGCACUGCAUUGUACUGCUGCAAAUUGCCAAGGACCAAAGUAACGAACAGCAACACGCAAACGGACUUAUAAGCACCAUCAACCCUGUGGAUGGGAUCUACCAGCCCCCUCUGGAUAGUCCUGUAGUCAACACCACGAUGCCAACACAGACCACACUACCAACAGACGCUUCUCAGGUGUGUAAAUCAGACCAACGACCUUCUACAUUACCUGUUGGUCCCGUUGUCACGGUGAUGGGCAGUCUGCAAACCCCAACUCCCAACAGCACAGGGAGCGGUGCAUCAGGCCCCAGCAGUGGCGUCGCUUCCCCGGCUCACAUGCCCCUGCCCUUGCACUCUGUGCCAGAUUUCUCCUAUUCCUCCAGCGAGGAUGAGUUCUACGACGCUGACGAGUUUUACCAGACCAGCACUUCCCCCAAACACUGCAUAGAUCCCUCAGGGCCUGCAGCUGCCCCGCCCCGCACAAAUGAACAAACGGCGCUGAAACGACCAGACACCACAGAGUCCCUCAACUCGUCCAUGUCCAAUGGUACGACAGAAGCAGAUCCGUUUGAUAGCCACGACGACCGUGACGAUGACGGAGAAGGCGAGUCAGUGGAGGAGCACAAGAGUGUCAUCAUGCAUCUGCUCUCUCAAGUUCGUUUGGGCAUGGACCUCACAAAGGUGGUCCUGCCUACCUUCAUCCUAGAGAGGAGAUCUCUGCUAGAAAUGUACGCUGACUUCUUUGCACACCCUGACUUGUUUGUAAGUAUCGCUGAGCAGCCGGAGCCCCGAGAGCGCAUGGUUCACGUGGUGAAGUGGUACAUGUCGGCCUUCCAUGCAGGGAGGAAAGGCUCAGUGGCCAAGAAACCUUACAAUCCAAUCCUGGGAGAAGUGUUCUACUGCCACUGGGAUCUGCCCAGCGAGGCAGAGGAGCCCUCCCCACACACGACCACUGUUCAGGAGACGGUGUCAGAGGGUCCAGUUCCCUGGUCUUCAACCAAUAGUGUUUGUUUUGUUGCGGAGCAGGUCUCUCACCACCCACCCAUUUCUGCAUUCUACGCAGAGUGUUUAAAUAAGAAGAUCCAGUUCAACGCUCACAUCUGGACCAAGUCAAAGUUCUUAGGCAUGUCCAUAGGCGUCCACAACAUCGGCCAAGGUUGUGUGUCAUGUUUGGAGCACGAUGAACAUUACAUCCUCACCUUCCCUAAUGGAUAUGGCAGGUCAAUUCUGACUGUGCCAUGGGUGGAGCUGGGUGGGGAGUGCAACAUCUCCUGCUCCAAGUCUGGCUACAGCGCUAACAUUGUGUUCCACACCAAACCCUUCUAUGGAGGAAAGAAGCACAGGAUCACUGCUGAGAUUUUCCCACCCAAUGAUAAGAAGUCUUUCUGCUCCAUUGAAGGGGAAUGGAAUGGAGUGAUGUACGCCAAGUGGGCAACUGGAGAGAACACAGUGUUCAUAGACACUAAGAGGCUGGGUAUCGUCAAGAAGAAAGUGAGAAAGCUGGAAGACCAGCUUGAGUACGAGUCCCGAAGAUUGUGGAGAGAUGUGACGCUGAACCUGAAGCUGAAAGACAUUGAUGAAGCGACAGAUGCCAAACACCGGUUGGAGGAGAAACAGAGAGCCGAAGCACGAGAGAGGAAGGAGAACGAGCAGCAGUGGGAGACGAGGCUAUUCCACGAGGACGGGGAGUGCUGGGUCUACGAUGAACCUCUAUUAAAGAGAUUAGCCUCUCAGAGGCAGUGAGAAGACGCACACUCGGAUGCAAACACACACAUGUAUGCAUAAAGAAAUGCACACACGGCAGAGUCUUCAUAAGAACUCUUUUGCAAAAAAACACACUUCUUAUCCAAGCCUUGGAAUGACUGAUGAUUGAAUAUGUACACAGCUUUGCAUUUGACUGUAAAACUACAAUAAUGGAAAUGAAUGAAAUCGAAUGGGAAAGCAUCAAAGAUGUAACCGGAAAAUAAGCAACGCUCUUCUCCUUCUUUGGGCAAACUCACUUUCAUCUCCAUCGACACCAGUCAUCAUGAGACCUGUCUGCACUGAGACGAGAUGGGAGCGUCUUUCCGCUUUUCGUCUCUCGACUCUGUUCCAUCAGCUUCACGACCACACCCAUCAUCAGCUCCACGACGAGCCAGAGCAGCACUCAUUUCCUUACACAUUUGUUGGGGGGGUUGGGGGUGGGGGGUAAAGGGUUGUGUGGUUUGUGUUCAAAUCAAAUAAACCUUGUCAAAUAAAACAGAGCUCUACAUCUCAGGGAAUCUGGUGACUGAGGGGAAAAAAAGCUGCCGCCCCCUCUGAGAGUCUGACAGCCUUAUAACGGUGGGACGGAUUGAUCUUAAAGGGGCGGGGGAGAAAUUCUCUGCUUCCCUGCAACUAGUUAUUACUGUUGUUUAUAUAUAGAUAUAUACAUAUGAUUGAUAUAUAAAUAUGUAUUCUUUUUUAUUUUCAAUGCUCUGUUUAUUUUUCUUUCUGGCAAUAGUGUAAAAUAUUUGAGGAUAUGAAAUGUAUGGCUUUACAUCUUUAGGAAUCAUUCCAUUUUCUCGUUUUGAUGUUUUGUUCACGUUUUUAAAGUUAAUUUGCCGCCUAUUUGGUGGUGUCUCAAGUGUUUCCAGAAAUAAAGCCCUGCAUAACCCACAGCACAGAUUUAUGGAAUAUAUAUGCAAUAUAGAAAUCAUUUGUUGCCUGUCACUGGACAUGUUUGUAUGUCCGUUAUGCCAAAAAAAAGGUUUAGAGAAGAGGCUGAAGGAACUUUGAUCCAGGUGGAGAACAAAGAAUCCUCUAAAACAUGUUUCCAUGCUACCUGAAAGCAUUUAUGAACAAAUGAUUGUUUACAUAUUUUUUGUCUUUCUGGAUUGCUGGUCUGUGAUAAUGAUGAGGAGGUAAGGUUUGGACUGAGUCUGUGAAGUCUCCCUUUUGUUCUGCACAUUACAUCUCUUCUUGUGUCCUUUCCAAACUCACUGAUACCAGAGUGGAUGUGUACUCAUGUCAGAGUGUAAGGAGCGAGAAAGAGGAACACGAGUUCACCUUUUAAACACUAUUUCUGUUUCAUAGUGCUGCUCUGGCCAAACUGCAUUAUACUGGUUCAGUUUUCUUGUAAUCUCUUUUUUGUCCAUUGUUUUUCAAGAGAGGAACCACAUAGAGGGCAGUAUUUAUCCUAUUGUAAACCUCUGCUUUUUGAACUAUUAUUCAUUCUCUUAUUUACAGCUACGUAGGUUGAAUCUAAAUGCCGUCAUAUUUCAAUAUGCAGAAAUUACAAAAAAAAACAAUACAAAGUUCACCUGAAAAUGCCUGAGAACAUCUCUUAAUGCUGUAUCAAGCUCAUGACAGACCCCCCUUAUCUUAUGAUUUGGCUUUCUUAGAAAUUUGGCCAUUACAUUAAAUAAUCUGAGGGAAGUAAGUACAGUAAAAGAACUUCUGAGACUUCAAUUCAAUUAAUCCUUUAAAGGGAUUUAUAAAGACAUUGUUGCUGCAGUUGAAUUUAAUCCUCUGAAUCUGACAAAAAAAGGUUUUUUAGAAACAACCCAAAUGAAAUUCAGAGUCCAGUUAAAUUUGAAGUUACUACUUUUUUCCCCUCCAUGGUUUGUCUUUGUAAAUUAAAUUGAAUUGAGGCCUUGCCAUACAUUUCAGUAUCACUGUCGUCUGAUGGAGAGUAAUCGAAAACAAAAUGUAUUUUUUUUCCCCUUCUGAUCAUAACCAUUGAUUGUAUGUUUAUUAAUGCAUAAUAUUAAAUCUCCAUGAGUUUAA
This is a messenger RNA of Scophthalmus maximus (turbot), 4335 nucleotides long. It is a transcript of the gene osbpl9, whose product is annotated as oxysterol binding protein-like 9. Gene Ontology annotation, molecular function: sterol binding. The record is from RefSeq and is a predicted model, not a curated record. Bases 322 to 2331 code for a protein of 669 amino acids. NCBI's taxonomy places the organism in Eukaryota, Metazoa, Chordata, Actinopteri, Pleuronectiformes, Scophthalmidae. Gene Ontology annotation, cellular component: membrane; intracellular membrane-bounded organelle; cytosol. The transcript is spliced from 25 exons.